Molecule: messenger RNA, 252 nt
Organism: Scutellospora calospora
Lineage: Eukaryota; Fungi; Glomeromycota; Glomeromycetes; Diversisporales; Gigasporaceae
Source: the annotation of a GenBank genome assembly
AUGAACCCCAAUUGGAUGUCAUUAUUGUCACCUGCUUCAAUAUCGCUUUUUAAAGACGAAUGGGCAGAGCCCCUUCAAACUCCGCUCGUUUCUUCACGGGAAGUGCCGCUAGAAGCUUAUUCUUCAUGGAGUAAUUUGAAGGAAGUUGUUUUAGACGAAGACGAGUACGAAGAGGACGUUGUACUGACUUCUCAAGAAGUUAGUGUCCCGCCGUCAGCUGCGUCUAGAUUCAAAUAUGAUGAUAUCCUUUAA